Molecule: messenger RNA, 864 nt
Organism: Phaeoacremonium minimum UCRPA7
Lineage: Eukaryota; Fungi; Ascomycota; Sordariomycetes; Togniniales; Togniniaceae
Product: putative nitrilase and fragile histidine triad fusion protein hit protein
Exons: 2
Coding region: 1-864 (287 amino acids)
Source: RefSeq, a predicted model, not a curated record
AUGGCGAUAGCGGUUCUCUUUCUCCCCGAAGCAUCAGACUACAUCGCAAGCUCCCCGCAAGAGUCUCUAUCGCUCGCGAGACCUGUCUCACAAUCACCCUUUGUACUCGGCCUACAGUCAGCAGCCAAGCAGCACAAUCUACAUAUCAAUGUGGGCAUCCAUGUGCCUGUUGCCGUGAAGGCUGCCGCCGACAUCACCAGCAACCCGGUAGUCCCCACCGUACCGAAGUCCGAGGCGGGUUCCGGCGCCGGGGCCGGCGCGGGAGUCUCGACACAGCAGGAGGAGCCGCGAACGAAGCUCUUUAACCGCACCAUCUGGAUCGACGCUGACGGUACGGUGCGUGAUGCCGCGACCUACGACAAGCUCCACCUGUUCGACUACGGGGCGCUGCGCGAGUCCACGCAGACCCAGGCGGGCACCUCGAUCGUGCAGCCCUUCGACACGCCGGUGGGCCGCGUCGGCGCGCUGAUCUGCUUCGACCUGCGAUUCCCGGAGCCCGCGAUCCGGCUCGCCCACCCGCCGCCCUCCUCCGGGUGGAAGCCGGCGCAGCUGCUCACCUACCCGAGCGCCUUCACGGUGCCCACGGGCCGCGCACACUGGGAGGUGCUCCUCCGAGCGCGGGCCAUCGAGAGCCAAAGCUACGUGGUUGCCGCGGCGCAGGUGGGCAACCACAACGGCAAGCGCGUCAGCUACGGGCGCAGCAUGGCCGUCGACCCGUGGGGGAAGGUGCUGUGCGCGCUGGGCGGCAUCGCGGACGACGGGAGCGUCGAGGACGGCGCGGUCGGGCAGCUUGGGCUGGUGGACGUCGACCUGGGCGAGUGGGACCGAAUAAGAGAAAGCAUGCCUCUGGUUCGCAGGACGUGA